AUGCUGUUUGACUGUCGCAAUGAUGCCCUUAUUACAGGUAACACACACACAAACUGUCCAACCUGUCUUAACAUUUUUUAUUUGUACCCUGUAUCGGUAUGAAAUCAUUAUUUUGCUGAGGAAUGUAAGUACUGAUGUAGCCAGCUAUUUUGACCUCUAGGCCACAUGAUCUUAGCUACAACUCCCGAAACCUCCCAAAUACAAUAACAAUUACAUUCCUGUGGAUUUACUGUAAAUGUUUGAUUUGUCUCAUCUCAUCACAGGGUUGGUAUUGUGGGACAAGGAGCCACUGAAGAACAACGUCAUUAUAACAGACAAGCCUUUCACCAACUUCAAAGUCAUCACAUCUGACUCUACUGCUGAUAAAUUAUCUAUUUUAAAUGCUAAUGCUUCUCUCAAAUCAAGCUUUUUGGCAAGGCUGUUUGAGGUCGCGGGAUCAACUAGAUACACACUUUUGUACACCAUUACGAAGAAAAACAUGUAACUGGCCAUGAACUACCUUGGGCAGGAAAACUUAAAAGAACAAGGAUGUGUGGGGCACCCUUAUGGAAAAAACACAUUCAUUUCACAUGUGAAGUGUUCCAAAAACAUGUUUUCAUGUGAUCACAUGUGAUCUUACGUGAAGUUAAUGUCUAAACAUGUGACAACAUGUAAAGCAACAUAUGAUAACAUGAAACAACACGUGAAAACAUGUGAAGUGUUCCAAAAACAGAGAUUUUUUUGAGCUGAACAGUUAUCUUGCAGUGUCCAUGGGGAUUUCCUCCUUGAAAACAGCUCUGUAUCUUUUCAACAAGCCAUACACAUCUAGAAAACCCUGCCUCAAAACUGGGAGAGGGGGGGUCGCUUUGCAAGUGAAUCUGCUUCCAUUACAGGUGUUGGACUCCACUGCCACCAAGUUGGUUCGUCAGAUCAGUGUAAGUUUAGAAGGGCAAUCGCAGAAGAUGCUGGAAGACCUCAGUGAGCUGGAGAUAAGAUGUAACGAUGCAAUGAAAAGCGAGCCAGUAAAAUACUUCAAGGAGACUGGUGCAAAAGAGAGAAAACGUUCAGAUAACUUCAAGUAAUCAUUGGCAGAUCUCCUUCCGUCUGUUAGAGGGAGGGACAAAGAAUAGCGUGUGUUGGCUGACAUCUUGAAAUGUCUGCAAGAGUCUCCCUUCAACACCAGCAUCCUCAAUGAAUGUAUGGAUUCCAUUGAGGAAAAUAUCAAUGUGAUUGAUCAGUUUUUAAGAAUGAUUACAGAUGACUACAGUCAAAGGUUCACUAAGAUAGUGACAUCUAAGAGUGAACUUGACAUAGAGGUCUUUAACUCAAAG
Coregonus sp. 'balchen' is the source of this 1310-nucleotide messenger RNA. NCBI's taxonomy places the organism in Eukaryota, Metazoa, Chordata, Actinopteri, Salmoniformes, Salmonidae. The record is from the annotation of a GenBank genome assembly.